Messenger RNA from Priapulus caudatus, 1183 nucleotides. RefSeq names its product eukaryotic translation initiation factor 2-alpha kinase 4-like. The record is from RefSeq and is a predicted model, not a curated record. Lineage: Eukaryota; Metazoa; Priapulida; Priapulimorpha; Priapulimorphida; Priapulidae. The transcript is spliced from 6 exons. The annotation marks the transcript as partial.
UUCAUCCCAGAUCGGGCGUAUGACAUCCUGAUCGUGUCGGUGGGUCACAGACCAUUGCUCCGGGAGAAGGUUUCACUAGCAAGGGACUUGUGGGCUGCAGGGUUGAACGCAGACAUCCAGUACGAUAAAGUACAGAAUCUGGAGGAGGUACAGGAACACUGCCGAACCUCAGGGAUUCCCCACCUUGUCGUACUCAAGGAUGUCGAAAAUGAACUAAAGGUCAGGACAUUUGAGAAUGGAAGAAUGGUUGACAGGAAAAUGACGUUGGCAGAGUUGGUGGAGAUGAUGCAGCCUAAGACCUCAGUCAGCAAGCAGCUUAGCUCAUGUGAUCACAGUGAUGUGCCAAAAACUUCAAGUGGACAAGCUGUAUCUUACAACACUCGCUUCUUAAGCACUGACAGGAUUCCCAUCAACCAGAAACGGCUGUAUGAGAGACAGAUAUCGACUAACAUCAGUCCUACUCUGGAGCAUUUGUCAACCAAAAUGACUGUUGAAGUGUUGGCUACUGAACUACCUGGAGCUGUAGUGAAGACAAUUGCAGCUUAUGUAGAUAUGGAGAAUGAGGAGACGUUUCGGCUCAGUGUCAGUGAAGUAACGGACAGGCACUCACGCUACAGGAAAAACAUUACACAGGUUAUAGACAUGGUACAGGAGCUGCGGUUCGAAAAGGGAUGUUCAAUUAUAAUUAUUUACAGCCUAGGAGAUGAAACCUUUCGUCUCCUCCUGUGACAGCACACAAUAUUCUUCCCUAGAAUCAUUCAUGGUUGGUAAAACUAAAUGCAUUCUGCUUACCCUGCUCACGUUAUGGGUCGGUGCGUUUCUUUGGAAUGUGACGUAUACAACUUAUACAAAUAACAACAGAAGCAGGAGUAUUGUGUACCACAUGUUCAUUUUGAACAGAGUUAGAGGGGAUUUGUACAAAAAGCAUCAAUAGUAAUGCAGGAUAUAUAUAUAUAUAUAUAUAUAUAUAUACAUAUAUAAUGUUACAUGUGCAUACGUACAUGUGUAAAUACACGAACACAUAUAUACAUGCGCACACACACACAUAUAUUUAUUAUCAGGAGUACUCUUAUAUUGAUGUGCCACUUCAUAGGGAACAACCAGUUGUUGAAAUAUUUUAUAGGGGACUGGAGUGAUUGUAUGAAUUGAUUCUCACAUUUAAAUAGAUUGUUUCUGAAAUAUU